Molecule: messenger RNA, 1170 nt
Organism: Ectocarpus siliculosus
Lineage: Eukaryota; Phaeophyceae; Ectocarpales; Ectocarpaceae
Source: the annotation of a GenBank genome assembly
AUGGCAAGGCGGUAUGUCCUGCUCAUUUUCGUGCUGGAGGGUAUCUGCAGAAGUACAGCAUCAGACAGCGCAUUUGUAAUGUCCAAGCUUUCAAGCAGACGACAGCAGUGGGCAUGGGCAGCAGGGACGACACAGCGGGGGCGGAGAGACUCCGCGUGCAGCAUGCGUGCCGGCAGCGGUGAAGGAGGAGGGGGCGAGGUCGUGAACAAGGCGGUUGUGGCGGGGUUGUUGGGCUUGCAGUUGCUGUCGCUGCCCCUUGGCGUUGUCUCCAGACAACCUCGAGGCGCGGCCCUGCCGCGGCUAGACGUACUCUCGGCUGCUGCGGAGGUGACGGCGCCGCAAGCGACGGAGGAAGAGAAGUUCGUCGAAAUCGAGCUCGAGAAGUUCGAGCGCAAGACUCAGGUGGAGGGAAACCUGAAGAAGCAAUCUACGGCUAAACGAGUCCCCUUGCCGGACGAGCUACAGACGCCCAAGAAAGGGAAACAGUCUCCUCGAGUUAAGCUGGUGCCGGUGUCUGACGAGAAGCUGGCCAAGUCUGUGGAGACUAUCCAAGGGCUAGCUCCUUACUUGGACGAGGUCGAGUAUCUCAUCACCUCGCGGAGCUGGGACUACCUGAAGGGAUUCCUCGGGGUGUUUGCGACGUGCGAAGGGGAUUUCGUGGCCCUCAUCGACGGGAUGUACCCGACCGACAAGCCGGUGGACGUGAGCUCCCGGGACUCGAUGCAGCUGGAGGCGCAGAACGUUUUCCUGGCCGUCGAUGACUUGUACCAGGCAUCGAUGGCGAAGAAGGUCAAGGGGUCGGAAAAGGCGUACGUCAAGCUGGCCUUGAGCUACGACAGGUUCUUGAAGGCGGGAAACAUUGUUCCAGCGUACGACCCGGUGUCUAACACGGAGAAGUUCUUCAUGGACAUCCCCGACGAAAUGCUCCGCUACGAACGAGACUCGAAGGUCCCGCUGGCGGUCCGAGAUGCGGUACUUAUCCUCAAGGGGCCGGAUAAGGGGAGAACGGCGAUAGUCGUUGGCAUCAUCAAGAGCCGGAACCAGGCGGUGGUGAGGACGGACGGGACUCUGACAAGAGAGAUGCGGAUCUUGGAGCUGUCGGAUAUCGCUCGACAGCUGCCUGACGACCCCAAGAUGACGGCGGGAGGCUCGCCGCCCGCGAAGAAAUAG